GCCCCAGUGCUACCCCCGCCCUCUAGCCACCCAGCCAGCCAGCCUGCCUCGGAUCGCACAGCAAAGUUGGGAUGGGGGGCAGGAGCUGCAGCCCUACGCCAGAACAGACACCUGCAUUAUAGAGCAAACUUUUCUCUUCCUUGGUAAAGUUACAUUUGCCUUUUUUCUUUCUUUAAAGAAAAAAAGAAAAGAAAAGAAAAAAAAAAAGGAGCCUUUUAUUCUGUUUCCCCGGCUGUGUCCGGGCGAGGCGGAGCAGAAGAGCGCAUGGAAGGGAUGCUGCAUUUCCCCAAAGGGUUCUCGGGGUAGACGGCCCCGGCCCUCUGAGUCCUCACUCGCUGCGCUCCUGCAGUCUUGACACAGAGAAAUAUGAUGAGUAUCUAAGAUGGAAACUUCCACCUCAACCACUGCUGCUGAGAAGAAAGAAGCCAAAAGUGCAAUUCUGGAGGGGAAUGGUUUUACCAACACAGGAAAGAAAGCUUCUCCUUUAACUGUGGCAGCAGCGGCAGCGGCAGCAGCAUCGACUGCCCAAGGAGUGCCACAACACCUACUUCCAGCGUUCCACGCUCCCUUACCGAUUGACAUGCGACAUCAGGAGGGAAGAUAUCAUUACGAACCUCACUCUAUCCAUGCUAUUCAUGGGCCUCCUACUCUGAGUGGCAGCCCUGUUAUCUCUGACAUCUCCCUCAUCCGGCUUUCACCACAUCCUGCAGGUCCUGGAGAGUCACCCUUCAACCCCCCUCACCCAUACGUGAACCCUCACAUGGAACACUACCUCCGCUCCAUGCACAGCAGUCCUACCCUAUCCAUGAUUUCAGCAGCACGAGGCCUCAGCCCAGCUGAGGUGGCCCAUGAGCACCUUAAAGAGAGAGGCCUCUUUGGCCUCCCCCCUCCAGGUGCAAACCCUUCAGAUUAUUACCAUCAGAUGACACUCAUGGCGAGCCACCCAGGCCCUUAUGGGGACCUCUUGAUGCAAGGUGGAGGAGCAACAGGUGCCCCCCACCUCCAUGACUACCUCAACCCAGUGGAUGUGUCCAGAUUUUCCAGUCCCCGGGUGACCCCAAGGUUAAGUCGCAAGCGGGCUCUGUCGAUCUCCCCACUCUCAGACGCCAGCAUUGAUCUCCAGACAAUGAUUAGGACCUCUCCGAACUCUCUGGUGGCUUACAUUAAUAACUCCCGAAGCAGUUCAGCAGCUAGUGGUUCUUAUGGGCAUCUGUCUGCAGGGGCAAUCAGCCCAGCCUUCACUUUCCCCCACCCCAUCAAUCCAGUGGCCUAUCAGCAGAUCCUGAGUCAGCAAAGGGGUCUGAGCUCAGCCUUUGGACACACCCCACCCUUAAUCCAACCCUCUCCCACCUUCCCUAGUAGGCAGCACAUGGCGGUCAUCUCAGUCAACCCCACACCAACACAGCCCAGCAACAGCAACAACUGCCUAGCUGAUUCAAACCAGAACAAGCAAAGCAGUGAGUCAGCAGUGAGCAGCACGGUCAAUCCUGUAAUUAACAAGCGCAGCAAAGUCAAGACUGAGACUGAGGGGCUGACACCAGCAUCCCCACUGACACAGGAGCAUCUGACAGACCUCAAAGAGGAUUUGGAUAAAGAUGAAUGCAAACAAGAGCCUGAGGUUAUUUAUGAGACCAACUGUCACUGGGAAGGCUGCGCGAAGGAAUACGACACCCAGGAGCAACUUGUCCAUCACAUUAACAACGACCAUAUUCAUGGAGAGAAGAAAGAGUUUGUCUGUCGCUGGCAGGACUGUACCCGGGAGCAGAAGCCGUUCAAGGCUCAGUAUAUGUUGGUGGUACACAUGCGCAGGCACACUGGCGAGAAGCCACAUAAAUGCACGUUUGAAGGAUGCUCAAAAGCCUACUCUCGACUGGAGAACCUAAAGACGCAUCUGAGGUCCCACACGGGCGAGAAACCUUAUGUGUGUGAACAUGAGGGAUGCAAUAAAGCCUUCUCUAAUGCUUCUGACCGGGCCAAGCACCAAAACCGAACUCAUUCCAAUGAGAAACCCUAUAUCUGCAAGAUCCCUGGUUGUACAAAGCGAUACACAGACCCCAGCUCCCUCAGGAAACAUGUGAAGACAGUACAUGGUCCUGAUGCCCAUGUCACCAAGAAACAGCGCAAUGAUGUCCACCCAAGGGCACCUCCACUCAAGGAGAAUGGUGAUAAUGAAGCAAGUGCCAAACAGGGCAGAGCAGGGUUGGAAGAGAAUGCUGAGGCAAACAGCACCAACCAGGCAGUGGAGGACUGCCUGCAUGUCAAAGCCAUCAAGACCGAGAACUCGGUGUUGUAUCAGUCCAGCCCCGGGGGCCAAUCAUCCUGCAGCAGUGAGCCCUCACCCCUCGGCAGCGCCAACAACAAUGACAGUGGAGUAGAGAUGACCAUGCACAGCGGGGGUAGCCUGGGAGACCUGACCACACUGGAUGACAACGCUCCUGUCGCUGACUCGACCGUCCCCUCAGGUACGUCAGCGGUCAGCCUGCAGCUGCGCAAACAUAUGACGACCAUGCAAAGGCUUGAACAACUCAAGAAGGAGAAGCUUAAGACAGUCAAGGAUUCCUGUUCAUGGGCAAACCCGGCUCCUCAAGUCCGAAACACCAAGCUGCCUCCUAUUCCGGGAAAUGGCUCUAUUAUGGAAAACUUCAGCGGGCCCACAGCCCCCCUGCCCAACCCGAGGAUCAUGGAGCUGUCGGUGAACGAGGUGACCAUGCUCAACCAACUGAAUGAGCGAAGGGACAGCACCACCAGCACUGUGAGCUCCGCCUACACCGUUAGCCGCAGAUCCUCCGGCAUCUCCCCAUACUUGUCUAGCCGCCGUUCCAGCGAGGCUUCUCCCUUUGGGAGCCGCCCCAAUAAUGUCAGCUCGGCCGACUCCUACGACCCCAUCUCCACCGACGCCUCCCGCCGCUCCAGCGAGGCCAGCCAGUGCAGCGGAGCUCCAGGGCUGCUGAACCUCACGCCGGCUCAGCAGUACAGCCUGAAAGCCAAGUACGCUGCAGCCACCGGCGGUCCCCCACCCACUCCCCUCCCAAAUAUGGAAAGGAUGAGCCUCAAGAAUAAGAUGUCUCUCCUUGAUCCAUCAGAGCCUUCUCUGCCACCUCCCUUCCAGCGUCCACUAGGACCAAGGCGUGGGAGCGAUGGACCAGGGUACGGGUAUGGUGCCGCCCCCACCUUCCCCCAUGAGGUUACUGGCAACGGGACGAGGCGAGCAAGCGACCCUGUAAGGAGACUGGCUACUGAGCCUUUGUCCCUCCCCCGGGUGCAGCGCUUCAACAGCACCAACAGCAUGAACCCGCCUCAUCUGCCACCCUGCACAGAGCGGAGGAACUUUAGCCUCCAGAAUUACACCCGCUCAGAUGGAACCUUGCCCCGCCACAUGUAUUCACCUCGCCCUCCAAGCAUCAGUGAGAAUGUAGCUAUGGAGACAAUGGUAGGCGAGGCCGAUGGCCCCAGUGGGGAGGAUGACAUCAUGUUGCCUGAUGAUGUAGUACAGUAUAUCAAGUCACAGAGUACCGGUGCCCCUGAAGAGAGUAAUUCCCUGGCUUACCAUGGAGAAGCCCCAAGUUUCCCUGGGAGCCUGAAGCUGCCAAGCCCGGGUCUACACGGCCCACGCAGAAUGGUGGCUUCCAACUCUCCUGGGAGCCAGCCAGCCCCCAUGAUGGCUGAUUGCCAGCUUGGCUAUGGUAACCCCACCAACCUGAACAAAAACAAUAUGCCUGUGCAGUGGAAUGAGGUAAGCUCAGGCUCUGUGGACGUCCUUUCCAACCAGCAGGCCAAACAGUUUGCUCAGGGCAACUUAGCUGUGGUACAACAGAAGCAGACCUUUGGGCAGUACCAGAGCUACAAUCAGCAGGUCAUGCAGACAAGCCCCAGUGAUCUCGACAGCACUCAGUCCAGCCUCCUUCCAAGAAAUGGGGUUGUUCCUGGGCCCAGGGUCAAUUACAUGCAGGUCCGGCAACCACUACAGGCCAAUCCCUGCCCCAACAUGAACCCAGAUUUGAGCCCUGACACCGCGUAUAGCCAGCCUCACCCCAUGCUGAGCCCAAAUACAAUGGGGGCAGACAUUAGCCAGCUCUCUCCAUCCUGUAGCAAUAUGGGAGUCAAGGCAGGGCACCUGGGCCUCCCUCAGCAAAUGGAUGUUGCCUCUGACCCUUCCCUAAUGGUAAACAACCGGAGGGAGCACACAUUACCCAACCCAGCUAUGCAUAUGGUGACCCCACAGAACUACUCACAGCAAAGCCAUCACCUGCCACCUUCCAUGAGCCAAGAAGGCUAUCACCAGUCCCCGGCUCUUCUGAGCUCCCACCAACCCAAUUUUGUUGACCCCCAGCAGAACAUGAUGGGGUCAGUGGGACAGAGCUUUGGACCAGGCCUAGUACAGCCACGUCCACCCCCGGAGCCAAGCCCAGCCAACAGACACCGAGGGGUACGCUCUUCACAACAGCUGGGAUACAUGAGAACCACGGCAUAUCCUAUGGCCACUGGAACCCCCAGCCAGGAGACUGGGGAAGCUAUUCCCAAAUCAAUAAAUGACAUGGUCUCGCCACCACAGCAGCAGCAGCAGCAGCAGCAACUGCCACAGCAGAAUACCAAUGGGCCCCGGGAUAACAGCAUGAUGUACUACUACGGGCAGAUCCACAUGUAUGAACAGAAUGGAAAUUUUGAGAAUCAUGUGGACUGCCGGGUAAUGCAGCAGCAACAACAGCAGCAGCAGCAGCAGCAGCAGCAGCAGCAGCAACAGUGUCCAUUAAACAGCAUCAAGCCACAUGCCAUGGCCUCCCCAGGAGCCAAUCAGGUUUCAAGCACUGUGGACUCCCAGCUACUGGAGCCCCCACAGAUUGAUUUUGAUGCCAUCAUGGAUGAUGGCGAUCAUUCAAGCCUAAUGUCGGGGACCCUGAGCCCCAGCAUUCUUCAGAAUCUCUCCCAGAAUUCCUCCCGCCUCACAACUCCACGGAACUCCUUGACCCUGCCCUCAAUCCCAGCAGGGAUAAGCAAUAUGGCUAUUGGGGACAUGAGCUCCAUGCUAACAACAUUAGCAGAAGAGAGCAAGUUCCUUAACAUGAUGUCUUAACACAAAGCACAAGGAGGCAAGGAGGGAGGGGCUGUUUGCCAAGCAAUCUGAUGAAUGUGCUUUUGAAAAAUAAUCACUUCCUAGAAAAUAGAGAUUUUUUUUCCCCAACAAGUAUUAAAUACAUGAAAGGGAUUUUAACAAAUUAUCUGUACAGACUUCAUGAACUUUUUAGAGGCAUUUUUGUACCUCUGUGGUGUGUCUCUAGUCGUUUUUUGACUUCUUUUACAGAACACUGAGAAAUGUUACAAUGGAGAAGGGGCUGGGGGACUCCUACAAGCAUUUUCAAGCCUUCCAUGUAAAUGCACAACUAUUCUCUGGCUCCCUCCCUUGUGUUAUUUGACUAAUUGAAAACUUCUCAUUAGCCACAAGCUUUUUCCUAAACUAUUUUCCAAGCAGAUUUGGGGAGGAGGAGUGGUGAGGAAAGGAAGUUGUAUUUUGGUGUGAAUUUUAAAGCUAUGAUGCAUAUUUAGCUCCUAUGAAAUUUGGUGAUCCUUAUGGUGCCAGUGAGGUAAAGUAUUCUUUACCCCCAGUCCCCUCCCCAAUUCUUCUUUAAGAAUACUAUAGUGGAUCAGUAAGUACCCUGGCACAGAGGAGAAACCACCAAUCCCAUCCAACCACUCCAAAAGUGCCUUACUAUGCUCUGGUAGGGAAGUAUCAAAAUAUAGGGCCUGAUGUUAGGAAGGCACCAAAUUAUAGGGCCUGCAAUCUUUGUAAGAUAUGUGUGCAUUAAUAAAACAUUCCAGUGUUGCUAGAAUGACAUACCCAUGGGCUGAGUUCAGAAUGGUGGCUCCCUUGUAUCCAGUGUGUUUACAGUGUCGUUGACAUUGUAUUUAAAAUGAACCCCAUCCAGAAGAAGAACACUCAUUUUUAUAUACCUCUAAGGUAAUGAUGAUCCUAUAUAUUAGGGAUAGACCAAACUUGGUGUGACACAUUGGAAUUGUACUUUCCAAAGGAGGUGGGUAGGGGCAGUGAUACCUACCAUUGGUGGGAAACCAUUCUUUUUUCCUUCCUAGGAUUGUCAUCCUACUCAAGAAGAAUAUUAGGAGUCUACUUAAAAAUCUGGUGUCAAGAAAGAGAGAAAUAUGCAUUUACCAAAAGCUUCUAUCUUUUCCUAAUACAUUAUCCUCUUGCUUUGCUAUGAAAAAUGCUGUAGGGCUUUCUCACAGCCCCUCCCUACCCCACCCCCCAAGUCUCUGAAGGGCACUUAUUCUCCCAGCAGAACGAUAGCGUCCAAUCCUCUGACAAUGCUCAUUACUCUCAGCUGAGUUACAAAUGGGUUAUACCAGCUGUAUCUCCAAAAUACCCCUUCCUCCUCCCACCUCCCAUUCAUUCAUAAAGGAAUGAUGAGUAUUGCAUGGUACGCCAGCUCAGGGGCUGGGCUGGACCAGCCCUUGGGAGCACUGAGGGACUGUCACUAAAUUCUCCUGCUCAGAGGGGCUUGGCCCAAUUUGGAAUAUGAAGAAUGCAUUUGGAGCUUGGAUUUCCAGGGGUAACACUUGUAUCCCCCAAUUUUUAUAAUGGGGUUUGCAGCUGUCAAAAUCAAACCUACUACUCCGUUAUCAGUGAUAUGGGAUAUUUUCUCAUCCUCUGACAUGACUUAGGCCUUUUUAUGUCCUGUGACUGCUGAGGGGAUCAGUGGACAAAGUCAGAAUGAUUAGUCCUGUGCUUCACUAUCUAUCAUACAGUGCCCUGAACUCUUACUUUUAAAAGGUCAGCUCUAAAUGCACAAAUCUUGGAUGUUCCAAAGGUCCCGAAGAGUCUCUGGCUUCCUAAUGGUGUUCACUCAUUUACUGAGAUAGUAUUAUGAUAACCAUACCGAAUUUGUAUAUAUUCUGUAUAGAAGACACCAUUACUAAAAAUACUGUAGGUGAAUGUUGGGUCAGAUUUAUAUCUCAGAAACAUUUUUAGCUGUUUUCUACAUCCUACAAAUUGAGAUGACACACUCAACUUGUAAAUAACUCUUUUUGUACAUUAAAAAUAAUUUUUCAUAAUUUAUUUUGUCUGUCUGCUUACUCCUAGGCAGUAGUUAAUGAAAACCAGGACAGUAAUUUUUGCAUUUGAAAUGAGUUUAGACUAUAUUUUUUCUUUGAUAUUGACAUUGCUUUCUAGCCAAAGAAACAUUUUAAAUUGGAGUGUUGGCUAACCAAUUUGGUUCCUGCAGCUGAGAGCUUGGUGGCUCAUCCGGGCAUGAUUCUAAACACUAAGUAGUUUUAUAAUCAGUUUUUAUAACUGGGUCAAUUUGUAGAUUCUUAAAACUGGAAAAGAUCUGGGAGGUAAUCUACUUUCCUUUCUAGAGAGGAGGAAAUUAAAGAAGCCAAGAAAGGUAGCAAAGCCAACUCAGGUUUCCUCAUGUCCAGACCAAUAUUUUUUUUUUCUGAAGCAAUUG
Molecule: messenger RNA, 7457 nt
Organism: Sarcophilus harrisii (Tasmanian devil)
Lineage: Eukaryota; Metazoa; Chordata; Mammalia; Dasyuromorphia; Dasyuridae
Gene: GLI2
Product: GLI family zinc finger 2
Exons: 14
Coding region: 383-5071 (1562 amino acids)
Biological process (GO): smoothened signaling pathway; regulation of transcription by RNA polymerase II
Cellular component (GO): nucleus
Molecular function (GO): DNA-binding transcription factor activity, RNA polymerase II-specific; RNA polymerase II cis-regulatory region sequence-specific DNA binding
Source: RefSeq, a predicted model, not a curated record